Molecule: messenger RNA, 2001 nt
Organism: Linnemannia hyalina
Lineage: Eukaryota; Fungi; Mortierellomycota; Mortierellomycetes; Mortierellales; Mortierellaceae
Source: the annotation of a GenBank genome assembly
AUGGAAGAACUCUCCGAAGUCGAGGUCAUCAAGAUGGAGGACGAAAACGUCGUCGCACCCGCAGCAACAUCAACCCUUAUCGAGACCGGCGACGAAAACCCUACUCCCGCCACCACCCCUGCCAACGCUAUUGCUCCAACUGCCGCGGACCCUCAGGACCCAGACCAUUCCAAGGACGCAGCUGUCCUCCCUGCAACCACUGCCACUUCCACAACUGAGGUCAUCACCGGACCCUUCAACGACGAAGAUACCACUUUCCACAAGGCAUUGAAGAAUGCUAUCUCCACAGAGACCCCCCAGGACUUGGAUGUACAAGGAACUCUUCCGGACUGGCUGACAGGAUUCCAUUAUACCCUCAGCCCUGGUAUCCUUGAUGUCAAGUAUCCCAAGAUGGUCUCGGUCCACGGCGACCUUCAGCAGGAGACCAGGACUUUCACCUUUGGCCAUUGGUUUGACAACAUUCCACAAGUCAACCAGUUUGCGUUCUCGGGAUCCGACAGCAAGAUCAAGUAUCGCUCGACUAUGCCUGCGCACCGUGCCGAGUCAAAGAUCCGUCAACACCAGGGAUAUCUGCCCAACCAGCCCUCCAGCAUUUUCAAGACCGAUACCAACCAGAGCGUCUUCGCCAGGUUGUUGUCCACCAGCCACACUCAAGGAAAGCCCAGUCUCGAACCCUGUGGCGCGUCCAUUGACGUCCUCCCUCCUUUCAAUGCCGAUGGUCGUCGCACCGUCUACUGCCAGAACUUUGCCAACCACAUUCUGGAACUGAACACGGACACGUUGGAGAAGAGUGGUAUCUUGUCUUGGGAUGAGGUCAACCCUCAGUUCAAGGGCUCGCACUCUUCGCCUCAUAGUCACUUUGACCCUGUCACCAAGGAGCUGAUCAAUUUUACCAUGGACCAUGGAUUCAACUCGACCCAGUAUAACUUUUUCUCGAUGACCGAGAAAGAACCCCACGGAUCUUUGGUUGCCUCUGUCACUGCCAAGACCAGUCACGUACACUCAUUCGCUGUGACCCCCCGUUAUAUCAUCCUGGUUGUCUCACCCCUUAACCCCUCUGAUGGUGGUGUCAAGUAUUCGUGGGGUGCGUCUCUUUUGGACGCCUUCACCUUCAAGAAGACCGAGCCUACCUUGUUCUACGUUGUCUCGCGUGUCAAGAGAAGACACAUUGCCACCUUCAAGUCUGACGCAUUCUUCUUCUUCCACCAUGUUAAUGCUUUCGAGGAUGCUGCGGAUAAUGUCUACCUGGACUUUUCAUUGUACGGCGAUGACACUAUCGCACAUCAAUUGAGUCUGUCGGCACUGCUGGAUCGAUCUGCACCUGCUUUAACCAAGCCCGAGUUCUGCCGGUUCGAGUUGGCAAAUGUUCAGGCCGAGGCGCAGAGGCUAGAGAACUACAAUGCUGCAAUGGCAAACACUGGACCAGUUGACAAGCUUCGUGGAUUCAUGCGUCGUGUUAGUGUCGGUCAAGGAAACGGAGCCAGCUACGCCGUCCCUGAGAAGAACUCGAAUGCGAUCCCACUCGCUAUUCGAAUCCGUAGCACUCCUGGAGUCGAGCUGCCCAGGAUCAACCCUAUCUACCAUGGACUCGACUACAAGUACACUUGGGGUGUUGGCAUUUCGGAGCAAGGCGAUGGUGAUAUGUACGACUGCAUCAUGAAGUUGCACGUCAAGGGUGACGCCGAGCCCACCAUUUGGAGCCAGAAAAACUGCUUCCCAAGUGAGGCAGUGUUCAUCCCUCCUCCCGCGUUUGACCAGAACGAGGAUGCUGGAGUGUUGGUCAGUGUGGUCUAUGACGCCGAGGCCCAUCGAUCGUUCAUCUUGGUUCUGGAUGCCGCGGAUCUUAAGGAGAAGGCGCGCGCCAUGCUGCCCGAGGUUGUGCCUCUGUCGUUCACAAACGGCUGUUUUGCGGCUGGCGAUAUCAGCCGGGGCAUGCAGAUCGCUGCGGCUGCGACGUACUUCAGCGAUGACGAAGAUGAAGGCGAUCAAUACGACGAUUAA